Messenger RNA from Microplitis demolitor, 4795 nucleotides. RefSeq lists its product as uncharacterized. Gene Ontology annotation, molecular function: tRNA (guanine) methyltransferase activity. Lineage: Eukaryota; Metazoa; Arthropoda; Insecta; Hymenoptera; Braconidae. The transcript has 4 exons. Bases 152 to 4603 code for a protein of 1483 amino acids. The record is from RefSeq and is a predicted model, not a curated record. Gene Ontology annotation, biological process: tRNA methylation.
GUGACGCCGUAGCUUUCUUUGUUUCAAACGCUUUGGUUAUCAUUAAUACAGUCUUAGCAAUAUUUUUCAGAGUAAAAAUUUAUAAAUCUAAAUGUGUUAAAAAAAGCGAUAUAAUUAAUAAUAUUGAAUGAGUCAAUCAAAUUAGUGUGUCAUGGAGAAAAUAAAUAAUCGUGAUUUGUUGUAUAAAAAAUCAGCUACGCCGCUUAUAGUUGAUGAUGAUUUUGAAGCAGAUCCAUUGUUAGCUGUUCAUAAAUUUGUUAAUAAAUACAACAAAAAAAUAUCUGAAGGUUUUGUUAAUAAAAAAAUAAUCAAUGAAUUUUAUAGUGUACUUUGUUACGAAUAUAAUUUAACAAUUGACGGCGUGGCAUCGGUAUCUCCUGUAAAUUUUAAUAAAUCAUUUUUAACUGAUAUACUUAAAUGGAUAAAUGAAAAUUACGAAAAAGAAGAUAAAGAGUUGAUACGAAUUAGUUAUGAGAUCAUUGUUUUACAAUUGAAACUCUAUUGCAGUAUACCGGACAUCAAUGAAUUGUUUGAGAGCUUUAUGGAAUAUCAGUCAUCAAUUAAAGACAAUGGUACUGAUAUUUAUUAUAAAAUACUUGAAUGUUUCGUUGAUGCUUUGUCUUUAAAACUUUUGCCAAAUGAACAAAAGAUGUCAGUGAUGGGCAUUGGUUCAUCGGUUAUUGAAGAAAUCAGAUUUUGGUUUAAGAGAAUUGAGCAGAGCAAUUGGAAGCUUUUUAUUUCGUUGAUAAUUAAAAUGAUUAAUUUAUUUGAUCAACGAUUUGUGCUAGAGCGUUUAUGGACAAUGAUAUUAAAAUUUUCAAAAGAUGAGUGGCAAAAGUCAUUAAUAUUACUAAGUAUUUUGGUAGACGACAUUUUGUCUCUGGCUUCUAAUCAAAUAGUCGAUCUAAAUUAUGAAUUUUGUCGUAAUAAAAUUCUCUGGGAAUUAAUUUUACGAGGACUCAGGUCUUCAGUUGAACAAGACCGCAAGCAAGGAUUGUGUAGCAUGAAGAAGAUUUUGGAUUUCUUAGAGGAAAAUCGGAAGAUAAUGAAUUCAGAGUUAAAUAUUAUUCCAUUUAUUUUUUGUUCAAAGGAUAUAAACGAUCCAGCAACGAAAGAUGUAAAAAGUAAAUUCUUUUUGGUAAUGGAAAGUUUGGAAGAAAAACAAGCGCAAUCAAUUAUUCCUACACUGACGUACAUGGAAACACUGAUACAAUUUCAUGCUAAUCAUUCGUUAUGCUCUAGUUGCUUGGACAUUAAAUGGAUUCAAUAUAUUUUCGAUCGUGUGCUAAAUCAUGAGGUAGAGGAUGUAGUUAAAUCAGGAUUAAUAAUUCUAUUACAAAUAGAUCCUAAAAUUUAUAAUGAAGAUUUAUUAGUAUUAUUGAUUAAUGCACUUAAUGCAACGACAAUUUACGAUAAGGACAUAUUAGAAACUGAGCCUCUAAUUGUCAAAGAAUUGAGUGAAUUAUUUGUCAAAGCAGAAUAUUCACAAAUUACUUUCAUCAACCAAUUUAUUUGUCAAGCAUCUCAAAUCACUUGGGCACCAAUUCCGUUAUUUUACGUAAUGUCUUCAGUGUUUAAAGCAGGACACAUGUUUAAUGAACGCGCCAAGUGCAAUAUAUGGACGAAAAAUGAAUUGGAUGCCGUAUCAAUAAUUGUUGAUAAAUUUUUUGAUGUCAAAUUUUCUGAUCUAGAGUAUAAUUUUCGUGAAAUCAUAAUUGAUGUAAUCGAUGGUUAUGCUAAUGGAACGGUGGUGUUAGAUGUAUUGGCAAAAAUAUAUUCUAAAUUCAAAAUUGACGAUUUCAAAUGUAGUAAGUAUAGUACGACUUUGGAGCAAGUGAGUAAUUAUUUACGUCGCAAAGUAACAAUUGAUCAAGCUGUGCAGUAUACGUUGGAUAAUUGUUCAAAAUUUUCUCAAAACCUGACAGAGAACAAUGAAAAAAAUAACGCCCAGCAGUUUUCUAGGAUGAUUAUUCAUUUAUGUAGUUCUGGCCUAAUCUUUCAAUCAAAAUUGUGCACUGAAUUAACAGCUCUAUGUACUGUAUUUGAUCCAAUUAUUCUCGCAGAAGCAAAUUUGGACUUUGAUAUGAAUAAUUAUCUUAAACAAUUCGAUUUAUUAAAUUGUUUUCUCACUGAAUUAUAUCAUUUCCGCGAACAUUAUGAGUGCAAAUUUAUCUACGAUGCAUUGACACCCUGUUUGGAAUCUGUCUUGGUAAUAAUUAGCAAAAAUUUAAAUCAGCUAUCAUUUAAUUUAUCAUACAAAGAUAUAAAAAUUUACACUGACUGUUAUCAAGCGGUGCUAACGGCAAUUAAACAUAUUGAUGGUACUUCCCGUCGUCGCAUUGAUUAUUUAACUGAAGUCCUUAAUGAAAUUAAACUUAUAAUCGAUCAGUACGAUUGCAAUGAAGUGAAAAAUAUCAAAUUAUUGUUUGUUCUACACAUACAGUACAGCUGUGUUAAACAUUACGAGGAUUCAAAGAAUCCAUGUGUGACGUCAUUGAUAAAUUUGUGUAUAGGAUUAUUGAAUUCCAGUAUUUGUGGAAUUCAGGAUGAAAUAUCAAUCGCAGAAUGUUAUGAAUUAAUUGCUCAAACAAUGUCUUACUUAACUCAAUACCCGAGAAUCAAAGUUUUCACUGAAUACGAAACAACAUUAAUAUCAGUACUAAUAAUUUUCAAACGAUUAGUUAACGCAACCAAGAAGUUUGUAUUACCAUCUGUUAUAGAAUUAAUAAGUUCAUUAGAUCAAAAUUGUGACAUUAAAGAAGGUGAAUAUUUGGAUACUGUUGAACCAAUAGUGGACAUAGUGUGGAAAAAUUUAUGGGAUAUGGAGCGCGAUAAUUUAUUCUUUAAAUCUUUCGAUGUAUUUAUUGAGUUACUCUUCUAUAAAUAUACAAAAUCCAAUUGUUUUUCAAAUGACAAAAGAGAGGAGUAUAAAAAAAAAAUAAAAGAUGAAAGUAAAAAUAUCCCUCUUCUAAGACAUAUAAUUAAUAAGAACCUUCUUAGAAGAUGGAACUCGAGAACUAUCCCGGAUUUACAAACUCUGAUUAUAGACACAUUUUUGUUCGAUAAUCAUUUUGAUUGUAUGGAUAAUAAAAUAGAAAGGCAAUUCCAAUUAUUUGUAUUCAAUAUUUAUUAUCGCAAUUAUGAAAAUAAGCGAUUAACUAUGUCAUGGCUAGGCAAAGAUCUAUUUAAAAAAAAUAUAUUUAAUUUCACACAAUCCAUAAUGUUGUGUUUGAUCUUUUUAGAUCGGCUUUACUUUAAUGGAUGGCAAAACUGGUUUUGCCCUUUUUUCUUGCCACUACUUGAAAACUUCCGGGAUGAAUCUGGUCAUAAAAGUUCAUACCCCGAUUUUACUAAGCGACGAAUAGUGCAAUUAUUAUUAAUGUCAACAAUCUAUAUAGAUGCUGAACAAGCUACAGAAUUUUUCGAUAUUAUUGGUGACAUUAUUCUUACACAAAAUGAAGAACCAUAUGUGAGAGUAAUGCAAGAAUGGUUUCUCAUUAGAAUAUGUAUUAAGUAUCCAACAAUAAUGUGUGAUAAACUGUGGAUACUUCUUGAGAAAGCAAAAGAAAAGAAACCUAGUGGUAUUGCGUCCAUGGCAUCAAUUAUUUAUCAUGUUUCACAGCAUUUUUACCUAAAAUGGCAAAAGUCCCCUGAUGACCCUGCGAAUUACGAAUUACUCUUUAUACAAAGUGCAAUUGUUGAACUAAUACCCUGUAUUAUUAGCCCACACUUCACCGUUCGUCUUUACAGUCAGGCAGUACUAUUACAAUUAUUUAUAAUGAUUCCUUCAUCUGUGAUACUUCCUUAUAACUAUAAUAAUUUUCGAAGAUAUAUCAUUCAAAACUUGCAGCGUGGAAGUAUGAAUAAAAAGUCAACAGAAUUGUUUAAAGACUUUUAUUUCUCAAAAUUUGAUCCUAUCAAGAAUUUCACUUUCACAACGAUAUUUUACGAUUUACCAAGACUAUUAAAUGUAUCUAAAGACGAAUGGAUACCAUCAACAGUCUUAGAUUAUGAAUAUACCAAACAUGUUGUGGCAGACUGCAUUCAAAAUGAAUAUCUUAAAGUAAAUAGUGAGCAUACUUUAGAAUAUGUAAUGUUACCGUCUCGAAUAACACAAACACGGUGUCAAGAGUUGGAAGAAGAAGAUCUAAACACUUGCGACAAUGUUGCUCAUGAUCAAACAAAAAUAGCUCCACUAAAAUCGUUAUCUUCUGAUAACAAUUUAUCUGGAAUAAUGUCUCUUAUGUGCCAAAAGCUUACCGAUGAUGCUGAAUUGAUUAUAGUUAUGAGUUCAAUUGACAGUAUGAAUAAUUCAGGUGAUCUGGAGAAAACGGUUGAGAUGUUUUGUGGAAAACGAAUGUCUGAAAAAUGGGUUCAAAUAAAAGAAGUUAAGGCUGAUGCAUUGAGGGAUUAUCUGUUAGAAAUGAGCUCAUUGGGGUGGAAAAUUGUCGGAACUAAACAGACGACCGGCAGUGACUGUCUUACAGAUGUUAAGUUUCAGAAGAAAACAGUCCUUGUCUUAAGGAACAAAAAAUACGGAAUACCAGCGAAUUUAAUUCCCUUGAUGGACGUUUUUGUCGAUCUUCCGGAGACAGAAGUUUAAUUUUCGAACAUACUUUACUGAAUAUUUUUUUAUUGAAUAAUGUACCUGAAAUAUAUAAAUAUUUUUUUCAUACUUUAAUAAAAAGAUAAAUAUUAAGAAAAUAACCACGAUUAUUUUUUGUAUAAAAUAUAUUUCUUGCAUACAUGGCAUAUAUUUUUGUAAGAUGAUACAGUUCUUGUUAAAUAUUAUAUG